GGAAUGGCAAUCAAUGCUGGGUGGCACUAGCCUUGCUUGCUUGUUUGCUUGAUUGCAGCAGUAGCCCCAACUGAAGCUCUUCCUCAGCAUAGUGAAGCUCACGAGCUCGUCCACUUCUCUUGUCCACGACCGUGCAAUUCUGCUGUUUCCACUACGGCUUUUUCUCCACUUUCCCAAGGUGCAUUGUCCAGGUUUGCAGGAAUGGUUUGCAACUGACGUUGCGGUAGUAGCAGAAGUUGCCGGCAUGGACUUUUACAGCGUAUGCAGGCUGCCAUCAAUUGAUAGUGUUAGGGGUUCUAUUCAUAUUUAGAGAAGGAGCGAUAUUUGCGCAUUUCGAUGGCAGCUUUGGGUAAGCGCAAGGCUGAAAAAUCACCUACUCCUUCUUCGGAAGAAGAGGAGGAAGAGGCUGGGAAUGGGAACGAGGUCACAAGUGGCUCUGAGGAGCUGGAUUCUGACGAGAGCACUGACCCUGAGGAUGAACUCAAUACCAGUAGCGACUCCGAACACAGCUCUCAACCUUCACAGGAGAUCGUGGAUGUUGACUUUGAGUAUUUUGAUCCAAAGCCGAACGAUUUUCAUGGUAUCAAGGCAUUGCUGCGCACAUACCUGGACGACGAAACGUGGGAUAUCAGUGGCUUUACAGAUUUGAUAUUGGCACAGACAACUGUGGGCACUGUCGUGAAGGCUGACGAGGAUGAAAGUCCUAUUGCCCUUCUCACUGCUCUUAACAUUGGCCGCUAUCAGAAAUGCAGUUGCAUGGUGGAGAUUCACAAAUACUUGCGAGUUAAGAGCGCACAUAAAGUUGAAUCAGCUUUGUUGGAGGAUUUUUGGGGUAAAUACGCAAGGGAGGUUGCUCUUUUAAUCAGUGAACGGCUGGUCAAUGCGCCUCUUGAAUUGGCUCCUCCUCUGUACCAAGGUCUUUUUGAGGAAAUUUUGUGGGCUACAGAGGAUGAGCCCACACAGGAAUUGCGGGAGUCCUUCAAAAUCAAGCACUACUUAUAUUUAACUAAAGUUUUUGAAGAAGUAACAGAGGAGAAAAGUCGAGACAAGGAGCAGAGGAAAAAGCAAAAGGAAGAGUCUGAAGCUACUGGACAGCUUAUAUACAUAAAACCAGAAGAUGAGAUUCUGCAUGAGUUAAGUUCUUGGUCAUUCACGUUCCCAGUUACAGGAGACGGUGCGGCGGCUAAUCAGACUAAGGGUUUGCAACAACUGCGGUUAGUAAUGGCUGUGGAUGCAAAACACGAAGAAAAAUUUCAAGCGGAAUUGAAGAAGCUAAUUGAAUGACGAGGUUUCAUCGCCAGGUUUAGAGCGUCUUCGUGUGGUGUUGUGGUUCCCUGUGGGGUCUAUCACUUCGACCAAGGUGUUGGUUUAUAGAUACAUGCAUCUAUCCAAAUUAUUAUAUUUUCCCCACGUAUUCAAAAACCCUUUGUUUUCGUGUAUCAAUGAAUCGAAGUGACGUGAGAUCUUGCUGUGACCAAGUAAUUUGUCUUAA
Messenger RNA from Physcomitrium patens, 1492 nucleotides. Its product is annotated as protein BCCIP homolog. Lineage: Eukaryota; Viridiplantae; Streptophyta; Bryopsida; Funariales; Funariaceae. The record is from RefSeq and is a predicted model, not a curated record. Gene Ontology annotation, cellular component: nucleus.